Messenger RNA from Tachysurus vachellii, 3579 nucleotides. It is a transcript of the gene rtn1b, whose product is annotated as reticulon 1b. Gene Ontology annotation, cellular component: neuron projection; postsynaptic density. NCBI's taxonomy places the organism in Eukaryota, Metazoa, Chordata, Actinopteri, Siluriformes, Bagridae. The record is from RefSeq and is a predicted model, not a curated record. The coding region runs from base 171 to 2465 and encodes 764 amino acids. The transcript has 9 exons. Gene Ontology annotation, biological process: neuron differentiation; endoplasmic reticulum tubular network formation; brain development.
UCCGCUGAACCGAACGAGCCAUUUUCGCAGGCGCGUGAGGAAGAGCUCAGCCCGACCGACGCUCCCGCGCUGCUUUGUCAUUUUGCCCUCUGUGUGUUCAGCGUCUGCGCUUAUUAUCCCAUCAAUAAAGAAGCAAAGAAAUCGGUCUGUCUGAGGCACAUCGCGCAGACAUGUCCGUGAAGCCAAUCGACGAGCCAGGAGCAGAGGGCCGGUGGUACGGAGACGAUCUGGAGAACAUGGAGCUGUUCGGGAAGAAGAGCAGCUCGGCCUGCUUUGAGGACCAGAAGCGCCAAGACGAGCACUCGCACCAUCCGCCUCACCCAGUUACCAUGGAAACUGCCUCUACAGAUAAAUCAGAUGCAGAUCUCCUGAAGGAGUCCAUCACUGAUAUCGGAGACCCUUACACAUCCCUGUUCUCUGGUUACUCCUCCCAGAUGGACACCUCCUACUUUUCAGGUGAUGUGGGAGGAGGGGUGCAGAAGCAGAAGGCAGGAAUUGAUGACCUCAUCUCAGGCCUGGAUUGCCAGUCUGCCAUGUUCAGCUCAGACUCCGGCAUCGAGAUGACCCCUAGUGCUGAGACUGGUUACACCUCCCACAAGCUGCGUGACUCAGACAAGACCCCUGAUUCCACCUACAACUACAUGGACAUCAGGAGCAGAGAGGAUCCCAACAGCCAACAGCAGCUAUUGGAGGAUUGGGAAAUAAGUGGCGCUUCAGAUUCUGCCCCGCUAUCCGGCCUCAAAGGAGGGCAUUACUUGGAGAAGAGUCCCUCACCAGUGGAAGUGGAGACACUGGGUCCCUCUGCAGCUACUUUUGACUCACAAACUUUCCCCUAUGUAGAAGAACCUUCAGAUGAUGAGCUCUCUGACUACCAGCCCAACCGCUCACCAGGUACUGAGGGCAGUAUCAGUCCAGUCAAGAUCACCUUGACUGAGACAACUCCGCUGUCAGUAUCUCCUGUGACCUUCCAGCGUGCCUCUCCAGUCGGUGUUUCUGAGAAGGAAAGCAUCCUGAGCCUUGGGCUGCAGGGUGUGCCGACUGUCACACUGUCUGAGCCAGAGGAUGAGAGUCCCGGAUCUUCCACUCCACCACUCACAGAGGAGUCUGACUCUCCAUCCGAUCCCUUGGUCCAUGCCAUUGAAGUGAAAAACCAGGAGAAAACUCCAGAAACAUCCUCAAUGGUCUCUCAGACUGCACCCAAAUCUCAGAGUCCUUCCAUGGAGAUAAAAAGCACCCCUACUCUUCCUCUGUAUGCCAAGGUUACAGAUGCCAGCAGUGGAGACUCAGGUGAUUCAGAGAUUGAGCUUGUAUCUGAGGAACCAAGUCCCCAGGCUCCAAGCUCUGCCUACAUGACCUUCAGCAAGAGCCCUAGCACACCACCACCAGCCCCUGCAACUACACAAGCUCCUGUUUCUGUCUCUGCCCCUGCCUUUAACCCUUCAACCGGCCUUGCUUCUGCCCCUAUCUCUGCAGCGAUGCAGUACAGCAUACUGCGUGAGGAGCGGGAGGCUGAGCUGGACAGUGAGUUGGCCUUGGAGUCAUGUGAAGAAGAGAGUCCUAAGAGAUUUCCCCAAGAAUCUUCCACCAAGGUAAGCAAAGUCAACUCGCAACCGGCCAAACAGCCAUCUCUCUCCGCUCCAGUGAUCGUUGCUCCCACUGUAAACCCCACACCUCCACCUGAAGCACCAGUCUCCGAUGAUGCUCCUAAAGAGAAGCUGGCAAGUGAGGGAGAGGAUGAGAAGACAAAGCCGAGUAGCAAACCUUCCCCCUCCAGUGUAGACCUGCCUGAACUGAAGGUGGAGCAGCCUCCUGAGGAAAGGCAAGCAGAGAGGAAACUUUCCAGCGCUGAACGACACCCUACAACUCCUGCUUUCUUCCAGGGAAUAACUAGAGAGAAGGCGAUGGAGCUGUUGUACUGGCGUGACGUGAAGCAGACCGGCCUGGUGUUUAGCAGUGUAUUGCUGCUACUUUUCUCUCUGACUCAGUUCAGCGUAGUCAGUGUGGUGGCCUACCUCGCCCUGGCCGCUCUCUCUGCCACCAUCAGUUUCAGAGUCUACAAGUCCGUCCUUCAGGCAGUGCAGAAGACCGAUGAGGGACACCCCUUUAAGUCAUAUCUGGAGAAGGAGAUGUCCCUCUCACAUGAUCAGAUGCAGAGGUAUGCUGAGAACACUCAGCACUACAUUAACAACACUCUGAAGGAGCUGCGCAGGCUCUUCCUAGUGCAGGACCUGGUGGACUCACUGAAGUUUGCAGUAGUCAUGUGGUUGCUGACCUAUGUGGGAGCGCUCUUCAAUGGCCUCACCCUCCUUAUUAUGGCCGUGGUGUCCAUGUUCUCCAUGCCUGUGGUGUACGAGAAAUACCAGGCACAGAUUGACCAGUAUUUGGGACUCGUAAGGACUCAAGUAAAUAUGGUGGUGGGGAAGAUCCAGGAGAAGAUUCCAGGGGCAAAGCGAAAGGCUGAGUAAACAGCCCAGAGUCACUGGAGAACACAAAGAGGCCAUGACCAGGCUGUCCCUUAUUAUAGGGAGCAUUUCUCAUUGGUUCAUGGGUUUCCUCUCUCUCUCACACACACACACACACACACACACACACACACACACACACACACAUACACACACACAUACUAAUAAACAUAUACACACACAUUAAUAAACACAUACACACGCCCUUACAUACAUACACUCAUGUACAGAUACACAUGCACAUGUACAAAUUACUGGAGCAUAGUUCUACUUUGUGCACACUGUGGUGUUUAGAGCAGAAAGCCGAGCCGUUCAGAGAAGUCCCACCCCUUGCCCAAUAACCAUAGAGAAAAAAAAGACAAAAGCGGGCCGUCACUCAAGCACUAAGCUCUAGUAAAUUAAAAAAAAAUACAGUGACAUAUAAAACCCAAAAAAAAUCUGUGUUUUCGUGUUGCUUAUUAAGUGCAUGAAGUCAAGAGUCUGAAGUGCUGAUGCGUUUCUUCUUUUCUUCUGGUUUCUUGUGCUCUAGGCUUUCUCAGCUGUGCUGAAGACGUUUCUCUGUAGUGUGUGAACGAUGUCUUCAGAUUUAGUGCUCUCUUGUGAUAGUCUCUUCUUCUUCUUCUUCUUCUUCUUCUUCUUUGGGGAAAAAAAUCCAAAAGCAGCUUUUUUUGUCUGUGGCACUGGGUGGGUCUUCUCUUAUCUCACUAUAUCUGGAAACAUAUACACUUAAAUAUUACUAUCAGCUAGACGCGUGGACAUGCCAAGGUUUCCCUUCAUUGUGUGGCAAAACAGCCGAUAUUUAGCAGUGUUCUGAUUAGCUGUGGUAAACUAACUUGUAGUGUUUUUUUUAAUAUAUAAUUCGUUACAGGAGCUACAGAGAUUCAUGUUUUUAGGUACUGUUGUCAACUUUCUUUUAAGUAAAAUGCAAUUGAACAAACGAGACGGAGGAGGAGGAAGCUUAAAGCAAGAGAAUUCCAGCUUGGUGAUUGUGUCCAUCUUUGUACUAUGUUGACUGUACUUCUGUUCUUCUUAGCCAUGGACUCUUAACUAUUUGCACUUAAAAUGUACUCACUGCUGAAUGCGAAAAUAAAUGUUCUUAAAUGUAUACUGUCCAAAA